Messenger RNA from Besnoitia besnoiti, 852 nucleotides. RefSeq names its product zinc finger, c2h2 type domain-containing protein. Lineage: Eukaryota; Apicomplexa; Conoidasida; Eucoccidiorida; Sarcocystidae. The record is from RefSeq and is a predicted model, not a curated record. The transcript is spliced from 5 exons. The coding region runs from base 1 to 852 and encodes 283 amino acids.
AUGGGGCGCAAGAAGCGCAGAGGAGCGACUUUGAAGCCGUUCUGCUACUACUGCGAUCGAGAAUUCGACGACGAGAAAGUCUUGAUCCAACACCAGAAAGCCAAGCAUUUCAAGUGCACACAAUGUGCAAGGAAACUGGACACAGCGACGGGUCUGGCCGUGCAUCUGCUUCAGGUUCACAAGGAGCAGAUCGACGCCGUCCCCAAUGCGCUGGCGGGGCGAGACAUGGUUGAGCUCAUUGUCCACGGAAUGGAGGGCGUUCCGCAGGAGGUCAUCGAGGAGCGCCUCAGCAAGCAGACCAAGCGAAACGAAGGCAAGGAAAGCCAGAAAAGACAACGCGUGAACUGGGCGCAGGUGACGAUGGCGCCGACCUCGAUGGAGCAAUUCGCACUCCAGGCGCAGCAAGGCAUUCUGCCGACCUUCGUUGGUCUGCCCAGUCUUGUGCCUGGCGGUCUCGGAGCUGCAGCUGGCGGGUUGCCUGGUCUGCCGUUCCCUCCCGCUGUCGGCUCUGCAGGGUUAGCGCCUGCGCUGCCCACUCCGCCAAGCAUACAGGGCCUCUUGGGGCAGACUGCGGGACAGUUGGCGCCUGGACUUUCCGCCGUCGCACCUGGAGGUAUUCCAGGUGGCUUGGGCGGUCCACCCGGUUUGGACGGAGCUCUCGGCAUGUGCUCUUCCAUGCCUGGAGGGGCGGUGCAAGGCUCGGUGGCAGCUCCCCCGCCUGGAAGGCCGCCUGUCAACUUCGCUGCACCGCCGCUACCAGCAAAUGUUGCGCUGUUGUACAACGAUGAUAUGAUUUCAAUGGAAGAACGGCGAGCUCAUGAGCAAUUCGGCUACAGAGAAAUUACUGCAUGA